Boleophthalmus pectinirostris (great blue-spotted mudskipper) is the source of this 1119-nucleotide messenger RNA. Its product is annotated as transmembrane protein 238-like. The coding region runs from base 141 to 629 and encodes 162 amino acids. The record is from RefSeq and is a predicted model, not a curated record. NCBI's taxonomy places the organism in Eukaryota, Metazoa, Chordata, Actinopteri, Gobiiformes, Gobiidae. The transcript has a single exon.
UUACUGAUAACUGCUUCAGACUUUGAUCAGUGCAGUUACCUUUAUAUUUCUCUCAUGCUUUCCAAUGUUCUAUCAACUUGACCAACGCUGGAUACAAAUUGAAGAAUUUUAAUUAUAACUUUUUGCUUUUCAAAUCCACUAUGUCGACAUCUGUCCAAGUCGAGCAUGUUACGGAGAAGGUUUAUGGAGGAGUUGGACGCUGCAAGUGCUCCUUUUGGUUCGCAGUUGCUCAUGACAUCUUGGGAGUUUUUAUAAUCAUGGUUGGAGUUUUUGGAGGUCUGGCUGUCCAUGAUUUGUUUGUCUAUGCCGGAGCUAUCAUCAUCUUCUUGAGCCUAAUUUGGUGGAUCUUCUGGUACUCUGGAAACAUUGAUGUGCCUCCGGAAGAUCUGCUGGAUGACGUGGGCCUUCAGAAAGUCAAAAACCGAGGACUGACUAAAGUGGUGAGGAGGGUUUCCGAUCGGCUCUCCACUGGGAUCAGGAAUUCUUUUAGGAAAAAUGGGAAAGGCAGUAUGCGUGGUUCUACAGCAGGACCAGCAGUGGAUCAAGAUGUCAGGCUUGCAACUAUUUUUGACAACAAUAUUAUCUCAUCACCUUCUAUGGAACUGACAAGGAACUCAUUAGUCAUUUAAAGACUGCAAAGUAUAGGUUUAAAUAGAUAUUUCCUUUGCUUCUAAAGGGGUUUUGCAUUUCAAACAUGCACUUACUGUAAUGAUUAGACAGCACUGUAGAGAUAAGAGGCUUGUGUCCAUAUCCAGCUGAUAAGAUACAAACUCCACUCAGUGUCACUUGUGAAGAUGGACUCAUGAUAAAUAAACCCUUUGUUUUUAUUGAUAAUUCACUGAUUCACAUGAAGCAAUGAUGGAGUGAUGUAGGGUGUGGUGUUUGUAACUAAAAAGCACAUGACGUGUUUGAUAAAUGUUGUGUGAGUAUCAAUAUUUAAGUUUUUGUUGAUAAAAUGUGCAAAACAUUUGUUAGUAUGCAGCAAUUUGCAUGUUAAUAUAAUGAGUUUUUUAAAGUCAGAUGCCUUUCCUGACUUAAACUGCUGUAUUUGUCUUGGUUUAGGACUACCACAAAGAUGUUUUGAAAUGGGCAUAUAUAUUAUAUGCACUCAUAUAUUGU